AUGCAGGAGGGACAGAAGAUCGUUGCUCAAUUCAAGUCGUCCGAUGGAGAUGUCACAGGUCCCCCUCUCAAUUUGCCCGGAGAUGUCACACCUGAACAACUCGAACUUUUGUUGAAUCAACUUUUGGAACAAUCUGAAGAUCCUCUUCCUUACUCUUUCCAUGUCGGUGAAGAUGAGAUCCUGAAGAAUCUGUGGAUCGAUCGCAAGGACAAAUCUACCGAAGACACCAUCACAAUUGUCUAUCAGCCUCAGGCCGUGUUCCGUGUUCGUGCCGUAUCUCGCUGUACAUCCACCUUGUCAGGACACACAGAGGCUAUUUUGUCAGUGUCAUUUAGUCCCAAUGGUGCUCAAUUGGCUACCGGUUCAGGUGAUGCCACUGUCCGGAUAUGGGAUUUGAAUACAGAAACACCACAGCAUACUUUGAAGGGUCAUACAAGCUGGGUAUUGUCUAUUGCGUGGUCCCCUGAUGGUAAGACCUUGGCUUCUGGAAGUAUGGAUAACACUGUUAGAUUAUGGGAUCCCAAGACUGGCAAGGCGUUGGGCGAUGCUUUAAAGGGACAUACAAAAUGGAUCACAGCAUUGGCAUGGGAACCUUACCAUUUGAAUUCAAAGGCAAACCGUCUUGCAAGUUCAUCAAAGGAUAGUACUAUCCGUGUAUGGGAUACUACUCUGAGAAAGAUCUCCAUGACGAUUUCGCAGCACACAGCCGCUGUCACAUGUGUCAAGUGGGGUGGAGAGGGGCUUAUCUAUUCUGCUUCUCAAGACAAGACAAUCAAAGUCUGGAAUUCUAGCGGUGCACUUGUCAAAACUCUACAGGGUCACGGUCAUUGGGUCAAUUCACUUGCUCUUAGCACUGAUUUUGUUCUUCGUACUGGACCAUUUGACCACACUGGCAAACGUUAUGCUUCUGAAGAAGAAUCCAAGGCUGCUGCUCUUGCACGAUACAAGGCAUUCAAGGGAAACAAGCCCGAGCGUUUGGUAUCUGGCUCUGAUGAUUUUACCAUGUUCUUCUGGGAACCCGAAGCCAGCAAGAAGCCAAUUACCCGUAUGACUGGCCACCAAAAGCUAGUCAACCAUGUCAGUUUCUCUCCCGACGGCCGCAUGAUUGCCAGUGCUUCGUUUGAUAACUCUGUAAAGCUGUGGGAUGGCAUGACAGGCAAGUUUAUCGGCAAUCUGAGAGGACACGUUGGUGCAGUAUACCAGGUCUGUUGGUCGAGCGAUUCGCGCAUGCUGAUCAGUAGCAGUAAAGACAGCACCCUGAAGAUCUGGGACAUCAAGAAGAUGAAGAUCAAGAUGGAUUUGCCUGGUCAUUUGGAUGAGGUGUUUGCUGUCGACUGGUCCCCAGGAGGAGACAAGGUAGCAAGUGGAGGAAAAGAUAAGCAAUUGAAGAUCUGGAGACAUUAA
Molecule: messenger RNA, 1404 nt
Organism: Phycomyces blakesleeanus NRRL 1555(-)
Lineage: Eukaryota; Fungi; Mucoromycota; Mucoromycetes; Mucorales; Phycomycetaceae
Exons: 9
Coding region: 1-1404 (467 amino acids)
Biological process (GO): ribosomal large subunit assembly
Cellular component (GO): nucleolus
Molecular function (GO): protein binding
Source: RefSeq, a predicted model, not a curated record